CAGCGUGCAGAGCCCCUGGCUGCUCCUACGCAUAGGAGCCGGAGCAGGGACAUGCUGCUGUUUCCAGGAGCCGCGUGGAGCAGGGCCAGCCCCAUUCCCCAGCGGGAGCGGCGCAAGCCCCGGACCCUGCUCCCCGGCGGGAGCUCGAGGGCCAGAUUAAAACGUGUGAAGGGCCAGAUGUGGCCCCCAGGCCGUAGUUUGCCCACCCUGUCAUAUCUGCUCUGAAAAUGUCAGCCAAGAAUACUAAGGUGUGUGUUAAACUGGCUUAAAUCCUCUAGUUAAGGUAUGGGGAGAUAAAAGUCCCCUUAGCAUAUGUCAUUUGCUUGAGUCAAGCAGUUCCCCUCGCUCUAGUGAGCAGGAACCCCUGCCAGAGCAUUAGAAGAGCAGUGAGAGAAUAGAGUUCUGUAAAUAUGUCAGGACAGUGAUUUUUCUGUUCUAUGGAGGGCUUAAGUAGUAGGUGUGAGACACUGAGGGGAUUCCAGCCCUCACCUUGCAAUGGUCAAUGAAUUCAAUGAUGUUGGAAGGUGUUGGUUUGAUAGUCCUAAAGGCUGAAGUUUUAUGCUCUCCAGAACAAAUACAGGAUGGCCAAUGGGAGUUGCAGGGGUGGCAUUUGGGGCAGGGGCAACGCGCAGAGUCCCCUAGCUGCCCCUAAACAUAGGAGCCAGAGGGGAAACAUGCCGCUGUUUCCGGGAGUCAUAGCACAUGCGCGUGGAGCGUACCCCACUCCCCAUCUGGAGCGUGAGCGCAGGGCAAGCCCCAGACCCCGCUCCCCAGCAGGAGCUCAAGGGCCAGAUUAAAUCGCAGGCCGUAGUUUACCCACUCCUGUUCUAUGGUGUCCCCUGAACCAUGGUCUCUUUCAGAAGGAACAUUCUUCAAGUUUACAGCCUGAGGUUUAUAAGGGAAGUACUGUUGGCCAGUUUCAAAAGCCAGAGAGAAAAUUUCCCCUGCCGAAAGCAGCAGUGACCCACUGAGGCAACUUCCAAGGUCGUAAUGAAACUGAUGAAUAGAAGAGACCCCUAUUUUCGAGAGGUCAUCCGGUUUGCAGUGUGUUGCAGAGCCCUGACACUUGUGCUCCAGGCCCUGUUUAACUUCUUGAUCCCGGAUCAUGCAGCAGAUGCCUUCUCUCCUCCCCGCCUGUCAGAACCCAGCCUCUGUGACUGGUUGUCAGAAUGGCUGUUGGGAGGCUUGUCACACUGGGAUGCAGAGCACUUCUUGUUCAUAGCUGAGCAUGGCUACCUGUACGAGCACAACUUUGCCUUCUUCCCAGUGUACCCCCUCAGUGUGCGAGCUGUGGCAGAGGUAACACUGUGGCCCCUGCAAGGGCUACUGUGUUUACGGAGCCGCCUGCUCUUGUCAGCGGUGUUUUUGAAUGCUCUCCUCUCAGUCCUGGCAGCUGCUGUCCUCUAUGAGCUGGGGUGCGUGGUGCUGCGGUGUCGCAGGAUGGCCUUCCUCUCUGCUGUCCUCUUCUGCCUCACCCCUGCCAAUGUGUUCAUGACAGCCGCUUACUCAGAAAGCAUGUUUGCUUUCCUGGUGUUCACUGCCAUGCUGCAGCUAGAGAAAGGACAGAGCUGGACCAGCGGACUACUCUUCUCCCUUGCUGCUGGUGUGCGCUCCAACGGGGUGAUCAACACUGGCUUCCUCAUCUAUUCCCAGAGUAAAGACCUUGCCCUCGAACUCCAGGCAGGUGCUGGGACUGUAAUGAAGCUGCCUAAUGUUUGGAGACAACUCUUCCGCUUUGCAGCUUCAGUGGUUCUGAUGUCUGCUGGGGUCUUUUUCCCAUUUGCUUUGUUUCAGUCCUAUGCCUACUUGAGAUUCUGCAAUCCUGACACCGGCUCUGAACAUGCUGUUCCCAGGCCGCUCUUGCAGCUGGCUGUGGAUAAGGGGUAUCGUCUAGCGGCCGUGAAUGGGGUGAAACCUGUGUGGUGCUCCCAGGGGCUCCCUGUGGUCUAUUCUUAUAUUCAAGAUGUUUACUGGAAUGUGGGCUUUCUAAGGUACUUUGAACCUAAACAGGUACCCAACUUCCUGCUAGCUGCGCCGGUUACUGUGCUGGGCUCUUGGGCCACCUGGUUCUACCUCACUGCAAAUCCCCAGUACUGCUCAGUGCUUGGGCUAGUGAGAAGAAAGAAUGAAGGAAGGAAAGGAGAAGACUCUGAUAAGCCAGUGGAUGGAUUUCGUUGCUUCAGUGUCUUCGUUUACGUGGUCCAUGCCACGGCUCUUCUGGCCUUUGGAAUCCUCUGCAUGCAUGUGCAGGUUCUAACCAGGUUCCUAGGCUCGUCUACACCAAUCUUGUACUGGUUCUCUGCUCAUCUGCUCCAGAACUAUGAACCUUUGCUGUGGAAAGAAGGAACUGCUAUCCAGACUGCAGCAUCCCUCUCUGAAAAGCCCAGUGUAGGCAGCUCUUUUCUUGGAUUGUUCAGAAAAGGGAUUUCUGAAAACCCCAUCAUGAGAUUACUGCUGAACUGGAGAAUAAGUUCCCCUCUCACCAAAUGCAUUCUGGGAUACUUCCUGUCCUACUGGCUGCUGGGGCUGAUCCUACACUGCAACUUCCUGCCUUGGACAUAGUUAGAGUUUGAGAACAUGUAUUUGUGAUGGACCUGCUAAUGGGAACAGAAUCACUGCUCAGAAUAUAGACUUUUUAAUUUUUUUAUUUCCAAAGGCAUACAGAGCCCACAAUAUGUGCACAUGACUCUGCUCUUAUUGCUGUAAACCUCAUCCUUCCUCAUUCCAUUCUCCCCCUACAAUUUGUCACCAUUACUGGUCGUAUGAUGGCUAAAAUCUAAUCUGUAAACUCUCUGGGGUAGGGGUUGUCUUUUUAUUCUUAUGUCUUCUGUGAAGCACUUUACCAUAAUUAAUAAUGGUCUAGUGAAAUGAGUUAUAGGCCUGUUUGAGGUUAUAGGUUAGGUUACAGUUGACAUGUCUAUCUGCAGAAUACAAAUUGGGGUUCUGAGAUGGUGGAGAUACUCAAGGAAGCAUCCUCUAGCUCGCAGUGAGAAGCCUUCCUAGUGUGCUCCUCUUUCUGUAGGAGCGCCUGGGCAUCAUGGAGAACAAGUGGAGUCACAAAGGAGUUGGCUGGAGAGGUCCCUAGGGAAAGUUGUUAGAGGUUCUCAAGCUAGGGCAUAUGGAAAUUCACAAGGGUGUAUCAGAGUGUUUGAAUGUUGUCAGUAAAGUUUGUGGACCUUAUGAGAGUCACUUUUCCCCGCCAAAUGAAAAGACAUCUCUAGCUUUGGGAAAUUUGAGAACCGCCUGUGGUGGGGAGAGGGCCUACAGCUUGGAGAGUACUGUCAGGAAGUUGGACACUGAGGGAAGGAAGUGAACAUUCCUGUUUACUUCAUUAAAUAGUAGGGGAGUGUUGCCCUCUGGUUACAGGAGGGCAGAAGGACUCAGGUCUAAUUCCUAUUUUCAGUUCUGCUGCUGACUUGCUGUGUAUUCUGGAGAAAGUCACUUCCUCUUUAUGCCCUGAUUCUACUCUCCCUUAAAGUGGAGACAGUGCUACUUCCCGCUCUCACCAAAGGAUUGUGAAGUUUGUUUAAUGAAUGUGUGAAGCUCUUUGAGAUCUUUUAUAGAAGGCACUAAAGAAGGGUAAAGCAUAUACUGUUUUUAGCAUAAAACAGAAUAAGCUAAUUGUAAAUGUGAUAGUCUCCAGCUAUCCAAGCUUCUGACUAGAUGAAGGCUUUGAGGAUACAUCUACAAAGCAAGCAGAAAGCUGUGGCACUGAGUCUCAGAGCCUGGGUCUACAGACUCAGGCUCACAGGGCUCCAUGCUGCAGUGCUCAAAAUAACUUCAGAGCCCAAGCUCCCCCCUGAGCCUGAAUGUCUACACAGCUAUUUUAGCACUGCAGCAUGAACCCUGUGAUCCCAAUUCUGUAGGCCCAGGCUCUGCUGCUGGUUUCUGCUUGCCAUGUAGACGUACUCUGGGUGUCCCCUGAGACUUCUGGUUCUACAGUAUUUAAGUAUAGUAUACAUAUAUGACCAGUUAAUGAUUUAGGGUGUUGUACAUUUGCACACACACACACACACUCUCUCUCUCUCUCUCUCUCUCUCUUCCUCCCUUGACAGUAGCUGUUGUAGCUGGUCACCUUGGUUUAAAUCCUGCUUGCAGCAGGUCAUAACUGCAAAUUAAUUUGGAAGAUUCCUCUGAGGUGCUGGCAGUUGUCACCCCUUCAAUUCCAGAAGGGACAGACUUAAAGGAAAUGAGAAGCAGGCAUACCUGCAUUCUGGAACCUAACGUCCCACACAGCAGUAGGCUAAUGUAGCGAACAUGACUGAUAGUGAGACUUUAAAAACAAACGUACCCUGAAACUUUCCAGCUAACUGGAAGAGGCUAUAGUGAGAUUUUCCAAAACAGCCCCGGGAUCCUGCAUGCUGCCACUGAAAUCAAUUGAAUUCUUCAGAGAUCUGUCUGCAAAGAUCUGCUUGUGGGAUUGGGUCCAUGUUUUUGCGCCUGUAGAAGGCAAGUGUGUCUUCAGUGUUUAAGCUUUGCCUUCCCUACAAGAAAAUUCUGGUGACAUUUUUAGUCAGACUUUGCACUGGUAAAUAAGAAUAAAGAUUAAACUUAAAACUCCAAAUAAAACAAUGAAUAAAGAUAGACCUGUUGCAAUUUUA
Molecule: messenger RNA, 4601 nt
Organism: Chelonia mydas (Green sea turtle)
Lineage: Eukaryota; Metazoa; Chordata; Testudines; Cheloniidae
Gene: PIGV
Product: phosphatidylinositol glycan anchor biosynthesis class V
Exons: 4
Coding region: 991-2562 (523 amino acids)
Biological process (GO): GPI anchor biosynthetic process
Cellular component (GO): mannosyltransferase complex; endoplasmic reticulum membrane
Molecular function (GO): alpha-1,6-mannosyltransferase activity; GPI mannosyltransferase activity
Source: RefSeq, a predicted model, not a curated record